AGUCAUCAUCUGUCAGCGAUUUGGGUCCUAAAAUUUUUUGUGUUGUUAAAAUUAUGAAAUCAUACUGUCUAAAUCUUUUAAUUUUGUUUACGAUCUUUAAACUAUGCAUAAGUCGAAGAUAUGACAAUUUCACACUGUUCAGUGCCACACCUACAGAAGAAUAUCAUUUGAAUUUCUUACAAAAUUUGGUAUCAGAAAAAUAUAUAGAUGUUAUAUUCUGGAAGAAACCAUCUAAAUUGUACAACGAUGUACAUUUUAUAGUCAAUCCUAUGGACUUGGAAAUAUUCAGAGAGAGAACCCGUCAUUUUAAAUUGGAAACACAAGUGUUAUUACGAGAUGUACAAAGUGCGUUCGAUUCCCAAAACAUGAAAAAGUAUGUAACACCAAAAGUAGAUUCAUUCACUUGGGAGUACUAUCAUAGUUUAGAAGAUAUUUACCAAUGGAUAUCUGACAUAGCUGUCCAAAAUCCCGAGCGAGUCGAACUUCGUACUAUCGGACAGUCUGCUGAAGGCAGAGAUAUUCAAGCAGUUUUAAUUAAGAAAGAUAAGGGUAAAGCUAACGUGAUUGUUGAUGGAGGCAUACAUGGAAAUGAAUGGAUAUCCACCAUCUUUGUAACAUUUUUAAUAAAAAGUCUAGUAUAUGCUAAAGGCGAGGAUGAUAUAUUGUAUGACCUGGCGAAUAAAUACCACUGGUAUUUAAUACCGGUAGUAAAUCCUGAUGGUUUCGACUACAGUAUUAAAAAUGAUCGUCUAUGGCGCAAAAAUAGAAGAAUAUUCAGUGAGGGCGAAGGAGUUGAUUUAAAUCGAAACUUUGAACAUAAUUUUGGAAAAUACGGAACUAGUACCCAUGCGAAAGACGAUAACUAUGGUGGCACUGAACCUUUCUCGGAGCCAGAAUCCAAAGCUUUAGCCGGAUUUAUUACAAGUAAACGAGAUCGUUUGAAAUUCUACAUCUCGUUUCACUCAUAUGGACAAAAAAUUAUUAUACCCUACGACGAUAGAGUGCAACACGUUGAAAAUUUUUCGGAAAUGGAUAACUAUGCAAAGCAAGCCAUAUUGCGAAUGUAUAGAUUGAAUGGAGUAAAAUACAGCGUUGGCACAACAUAUGACACCUUAGGUUUACGUGCCUCUGGAAGUAGUACAACUUGGGUAAAGAAAAACUUUAAAACAAAGUAUGUGAUAACGUUUAUAUUACGUGACAAUGGGAGUUACGGGUACGCGCUACCCAACGACCAGAUAAAGCCGACCUGCGAGGAGGCCUUGCAAGGCCUUGUUGAGCUGAUGACAGCUCGUCCCAGACGUAUACGUUCUGAUUUGUUUAAUGCGGCCCAGAAACCUAAACUAGCAAUCAUGAUGUUAACAGUGAUUUAUUUUUUGAUAUGUUUUAUUGUGUUUUGUUUUUCUAGAAUAAUGUUAAUAGCAUUUCGUGUUGUCAUUGUUUAUUUUGUGACAAUAUUCCCAUUUGAUGAAUGUGCGCAGAAAAAAUACCACAACCACACUCUCUAUCGAGCAAUACCGAUGAGCGAAAAACAUCUAAAAUUCUUCAAAGAUCUGAACCAAUUUUAUGACGUAAACUAUUGGAGACCACCCGGUAAAAUCAGCAAAUCAGUAGAGUUUAUAAUAUCACCUGAAGACAAGCCUGCGUUUACGAAAGAUGCCGAACAUUUGGGCAUAUACUUGGUGACAAUCAUGGAUAACGUACAGAGGGCAUUUGAUGGACAAACCGUGCGAAGUUACGUUAGGAGAAAAAUGGAACAGUUUGAUUGGCGGAGUUAUUUCAAAACAAACGAUAUUUACAAAUGGUUGUUUGAUCUUGGGAAUGAAUAUCCUCAGGAGGUUUACUUAGAGAGUAUUGGAAAAACUUUGGAGAACCGAGAUAUUAUUGCAGUUAGAAUUCUUCUAGGCACCGGCAAAAGAAGACCUAAGGUGAUAGUUGAAGGUGGUAUACAUGCUCGGGAGUGGAUAUCACCGGCUUUCGUCACGUAUAUGAUGAAUCAAAUCCUCCACGCGCCAAAAUCAAAUAAUACAGUACUGAAGGAGAUCGCCUUUGCAUACGAAUGGUAUUUCGUGCCAAUCUUAAAUCCGGACGGCUACGAAAUAACUCAUACUUCAGAUCGUUUAUGGAGGAAAAAUGGUCGAGGCGUUGAUCUAAACAGAAAUUUUGGAAUCGCAUUUGGAACUGUCGGAGUCAGUUUUAGUUCAUGGGAUAAUUCAUAUUGUGGUGAUCAUGCAUUUUCUGAACGAGAAAGUUCUUCUAUGGCUUCUUUCGUGCGUUCCAAAAGCGAAGACUUGGAAUAUUAUCUUGCAUUUCAUUCAUAUGGCCAAUAUAUGAUUAUACCUUACACAUUCACGAGAAAACAUUUAGAAAAUUUCGAUGAAGUGUACACAAUGGGUAAGAAAGCAGCACUAAGGAUUGCUGAUAAGCAUGGUACCGGAUAUACUGUAGGAACGGCUUUCGAUACUGUCGGCUAUUUGACAUCGGGAGUUAGCGGAUGUUGGGUCAAGAAGACGUUUAAAGUCCCAUAUGUGAUGACAUUCGAGCUUCGAGAUGAAGGUUACUACGGUUUCGCACUCCCUCCGGCAGACAUUUUGCCGACAUGCGAGGAAACGAUGGACGGUGUUCUAUCCUUGCUUUCACCAACACAACGAAAAUUGUCGGGAACAAAGAGCGGCCAGGGCUACAACGUUUUGGAUAGAUUAGUCACAGCUUGGAAUAUAUUUUUAUUCAUAUUAGUACGUUACGGUUAGAUGUCUAUUGAAGACUAUAUAUUUUUGUAUUAUUCUCUACGCCUGUGUUUUGUAAAGUCCAUGUAUGCGUUAUUGCGAUUGUAUUAAAAAAUCUUACUUUGA
This is a messenger RNA of Papilio polytes (common Mormon), 2849 nucleotides long. RefSeq lists its product as uncharacterized. The record is from RefSeq and is a predicted model, not a curated record. NCBI's taxonomy places the organism in Eukaryota, Metazoa, Arthropoda, Insecta, Lepidoptera, Papilionidae. The coding region runs from base 54 to 2747 and encodes 897 amino acids. Gene Ontology annotation, molecular function: metallocarboxypeptidase activity; zinc ion binding. Gene Ontology annotation, biological process: proteolysis. The transcript is spliced from 15 exons.